UCAUAACUUCUCACUACCGCCGCCACAUCCUUGCGCGGCCUUCCUCUUACAAUCUUUAUAUCUUAUACUUAUAGUAUUUUAUGUUAUUUUUUUUGUAAAACCAGUUAAAAUGUUGCGAAUUUUAUCCUUAUUUUGUUUAGUCCUCGCUACUCAUUCUGCAUCUGCGUCCUUCAUAACACCAUGCAAGGCCGGCGACUCCGUCUGCUUGGCCUCGUCAGCAAAGGCCGCGAUAAUCGCGAUGGCGCACGGCAUUCCUGAGCUGGGCAUCAAAACGCUGGACCCUCUGAAGAUCCCUCUCAUCAAGAGCGAUCACGCCGGCCUCAAGCUCGCCUUUAGAGACUCCACUCUUACUGGCAUUAAGGAUUGCACCUUAGAAAGUAUAAAGUACGAUGCAGUGAAGCAGAAGCAGCUGCUGACGCUGAAGUGCAGCGUGGUGCUGAGGGGGAAGUACAACCUGGACGGCAAGCUGCUCAUCCUGCCCGUGCAGGGCGACGGGCCCUUUUCUAUUGACAUACGUGACGUGAAAAUCAAAGCGACCCUCGACUUGGGAACCGUGACUGGCAAAGAUGGCCUCCCGCAUUGGCACAUCAGCAAGUGGCGGUACACCUUCAAGGUUCUCACUGGCGCCAAGUUUGACUUCCAGAACCUUUUCAACGGAAACCAAGCCCUUGGUCAACCAGUCCUGGACUUCGCAAAUGAGCAGUGGAAGGACGUGAUGGAAGAGGUGGCUCCGCCGGUGGCUAAGGCUAUAGUCUCCGACAUGGUGGACGCGAUCGAGGCUUUGUACAUCGCUGUGCCAGCUACAGAACUUGUUGUAACUUAAUGGCAUUCAUAGUUGAUUGCAAAUGGAUUCAUGGUAUAAAAGUAAAAAUUGCAUAAAGUAAA
Molecule: messenger RNA, 885 nt
Organism: Maniola jurtina (meadow brown)
Lineage: Eukaryota; Metazoa; Arthropoda; Insecta; Lepidoptera; Nymphalidae
Product: circadian clock-controlled protein daywake-like
Exons: 5
Coding region: 110-823 (237 amino acids)
Source: RefSeq, a predicted model, not a curated record